AUGGUGGGUGGGAAACAGGGGAACUUCUCCGGCGACUUUCAUGCUCUCCACGAUGCCCUCAACAAGCGCAUCCAAGACAAUUGCUUCAACACGAAGUCCACCUUCGACUUUGUCACCGACGAAACCUUCUCCUCUUCCCUCCUCAACCACCUCCUUCAAACCCUAUCCACCUUCAACCGCGGCAUCACUCGCAAGAACGCGUUCGAUUUCCUCAUCACGCACCUCUGCAAGCUCAAGUGCAUCGAUGACGCGCUCCACAUCAUCGAAUAUAUGGCACGUACCGACGCCAGAGGCUGCCGCCCCAGUACGACCACCUUCUAUCCCGUCCUGAACAUCCUAUCGCGCCAGAAAGUCAUAAACCACGCGCGGCGCGUGGUGGAUUUCAUGUCCAUGCUUGGCGUGAAUCUGGAUCUGACGGGACACAACUACUUUCUCGUUGCACACUGCUACGCUGGAGACAUGGUUGCCGCUGCCGGAGUUUUGAAGAAGAUGGAGGAAGAUGGGAUUGGUUUGUAUUCAACACACAUGUUUGUAAUUAGGGGUUUGUUGCAGAUGUUGCUCUCUGCGUUUUGGGGUAUUAGGUGCCGUUUUGAUGAUUAA
Molecule: messenger RNA, 600 nt
Organism: Arachis ipaensis
Lineage: Eukaryota; Viridiplantae; Streptophyta; Magnoliopsida; Fabales; Fabaceae
Product: pentatricopeptide repeat-containing protein At3g56030, mitochondrial-like
Molecular function (GO): protein binding
Source: RefSeq, a predicted model, not a curated record